Trichoderma harzianum CBS 226.95 is the source of this 606-nucleotide messenger RNA. RefSeq lists its product as hypothetical. Bases 1 to 606 code for a protein of 201 amino acids. NCBI's taxonomy places the organism in Eukaryota, Fungi, Ascomycota, Sordariomycetes, Hypocreales, Hypocreaceae. Gene Ontology annotation, molecular function: catalytic activity. The record is from RefSeq and is a predicted model, not a curated record. Gene Ontology annotation, biological process: nucleoside metabolic process. The transcript has 3 exons.
AUGUUCGGUAUAUCAUCCGAGUCAGCUUCUUCCAAGCAAAGCUUGACUCCUUCGAGCAAGAAAAAGGGUAUUUGUGGCGACAAUUAUAUGCCACCUGCCCCAACACUCCGGCAUAGCGACUAUACUAUUGGUUGGAUCUACGCUCUUCACAAUGAGAUGGCUGCCGCCCGCGCGAUGUUAGUUUGUGUUCAUAAACUACUACCAAUGGAAGCCAUAUUGGGCCACAGAACAUCGUUCUGGCAUGUUUGCCUGUUCAGUGCUGCAAAUGUGGCGAGCAAUAUACAUGUAGAUAACCUUCCAAUUGACUUACGAAGGGUGGAGCCAACGGGUAUUAGAAGCUUUUCAUCCAUUCGCACCCGCUUAAUGGUGGGGAUUGGUGGUGGAGUUCCUGGCAGCAAUAUUGACCAUCGUCUCGUGCGAAUUACCGUCCCAAAGAUGACUCCACUAGAUCACUCAUCCUACGUCUCGAGUCUUCGUGCGAUCCACGAAAUAAAGCCUAGCAAGAUCCCACAUAUAUUCCAGGAGAUGCAUGAUAAAUCUCCGGAAAGGAAUAAGCACGAUUAUCCGAAUUCUUCGCCAGAUUGGCUCUUUCGGGCUGCCUACUAG